Fragaria vesca subsp. vesca is the source of this 483-nucleotide messenger RNA. RefSeq names its product methyl-CpG-binding domain-containing protein 7-like. The record is from RefSeq and is a predicted model, not a curated record. The coding region runs from base 1 to 483 and encodes 160 amino acids. The transcript has 3 exons. Gene Ontology annotation, molecular function: DNA binding. NCBI's taxonomy places the organism in Eukaryota, Viridiplantae, Streptophyta, Magnoliopsida, Rosales, Rosaceae.
AUGUCGAGCAAAAAUGAGGAGGUACCAAAAGAACAAGAGCAGAAGGCUCAGUUACUUGAUGGAAGACUAUAUGGACUUCCUGAGGGUUGGUUGGUGGAACAAAGGCGACGAACUAAUCCAAGAUAUGAAGGAAAAGUUGAUCAGUUCUUUUAUCAACCUCAUACAAGAAAGCAAUUCCGAUCGCUCAAGGCUGCAAUGGAGAGCAUCGGGACGGAGGCAUUUGAGGCAACGAAUGUUGAUAGUCAUUCUCAGGCUUCAAGUUCGAAACCUUCCCGACGUAGCAGUGAUCAGAAGACCACGCAGUCUCCGGUGUUCAACUUCGCAGAUCCGCCGAAAUCGGUAACAUGGGUCCUUACUGAUUCUGAGAGAGACGAAUGGACUCCACAUAUCCAAGGCGCCGAAGUACCAGACCAAGUGAAAAGAUUCUGGGAGCAUACAUUUGAUAAGUGUUGUCAAGAGAAUAAUCCAAUUAAUAAUCAGUAA